GAAGCUGGCAGAGCGGAGAGGGUUACGGUCCUCACUCAGUCACCUCCUGCGGUCCGUUAGCACCACGGAUACAAUAACCCCUUUAUUUUUAUCUAAACGGAGCUCUGUAAUCGGUAACAACCAGGGCAAACCACACACACGCUCACUCACACACACACACGGAACCGUCUUCGUUAUCGCAGCCCGCCGGCCACUAACACAGCAGCCAUGCCCGAGAGGAGGCCCUUCGUCCGGCUACCGUCGGACGUUUACCCCGUUAACUACGGCUUGUGUCUGAAGCCCGACCUCAUCGACUUCACCUUCGAGGGCAAGCUGGAGGCGGUGGUGGAGGUGACACAAGCCACCAAUCAGAUUGUGAUGAACUGCGCUGACAUCGACAUCAUCACCGCUUCUUUUGCCCCAGAGGGAGGAGAAGAAAUUAACGCGACGGGAUUCAACUAUCAGAACGAGGAUGAGAAAGUCACCCUGUCGUUUCCUAGCGCUCUACAGAAAGGCUCCGGCACGUUGAAGAUAGACUUUGUCGGAGAGCUGAACGACAAAAUGAAAGGGUUCUAUAGAAGUAAAUAUACGACUGCGGCCGGAGAGGUUCGCUACGCCGCCGUCACGCAGUUUGAGGCCACGGACGCUCGCAGAGCUUUCCCCUGUUGGGACGAGCCAGCUAUCAAAGCCACCUUUGACAUCGCUCUGAUAGUUCCCAAGGACCGAGUAGCCUUGUCGAAUAUGAAUGUCAUCGAUCGAAAGCCAUAUCCAGAGGAUGAGAACCUGGUGGAAGUGAAGUUUGCCACCACGCCCAUCAUGUCCACGUACCUCGUAGCUUUUGUCAUCGGUGAAUAUGACUUUGUGGAGAGCCAAUCAUCAGACGGCAUCACGGUACGCGUCUACACGCCCGUCGGGAAGGCAGAACAGGGGAAGUUUGCGCUGGAGGUUGCGACUAAGACCUUACCUUUCUACAAAGACUACUUCAAUGUUCCUUAUCCAUUGCCUAAAAUUGAUCUCAUAGCUAUUGCUGAUUUUGCUGCUGGUGCCAUGGAAAACUGGGGCCUUGUUACCUACAGGGAGACGGCUCUGCUAAUCGACCCCAAGAACUCCUGCUCGUCCUCCAGGCAGUGGGUGGCGCUGGUGGUCGGACACGAACUCGCCCACCAGUGGUUCGGAAACUUGGUCACCAUGGAAUGGUGGACCCAUCUGUGGCUUAAUGAGGGAUUUGCAUCCUGGAUCGAGUAUCUGUGUGUGGACCACUGCUUCCCCGAAUAUGACAUCUGGACCCAGUUUGUCUCAGCCGACUACACCCGUGCUCUGGAUCUGGACGCGCUGGACAGCAGCCAUCCCAUAGAGGUGAAUGUGGGCCAUCCAUCAGAAGUAGAUGAAAUCUUUGACGCCAUCUCCUACAGCAAAGGAGCAUCUGUGAUCCGCAUGUUGCACAACUACACAGGAGACGAGGACUUUAGGAAAGGAAUGAAUGCCUAUCUUUUAAAGUUCCAACAUAAAAACGCAUCAACAGAGGACCUAUGGGACUGUCUGGAACAGGCCAGUGGGAAACCCAUUGCUGCAGUGAUGAGCUCGUGGACUAAGCAGAUGGGCUUCCCGAUUAUUGUAGUGGACCAGGAACAGCAAGGUGAGGACCGCGUUGUCAAGUUAACUCAGAAGAAGUUCUGUGCCAGUGGACCACAUAAUGGUGAGGAUUGCCCUAGCUGGAUGGUCCCUAUUAGUAUUUGUACCAGCGAGGACCCCAAAUGCACCAAGCUCAAAGUUCUGCUGGACAGACCGGAGACAACCAUCACUGUGAGCGGCGUCGCCCCGGACCAGUGGAUCAAGAUCAACCCCGGCACUGUGGGCUUCUAUCGUAUCCAGUACAGCUCGUCCAUGCUGGAGAGUCUGCUGCCGGGUAUCAGAGAUCUCAGCCUGCAGCCUGUGGACCGGCUCGGCCUCCAGAACGACCUCUUCUCUCUGUCUCGCGCCGGCAUGAUCAGCACGGUGGAGGUGCUGAAGCUGAUGGAGGCGUUCGUCAACGAGCCCAACUACACGGUGUGGAGCGACCUCAGCUGCAACCUGGGAGUGCUGUCCUCGCUGCUGUCCCACACGGACUUCCACGAGGAGAUCCAGGAGUUCAUCAGGGACCUGUUCACCCCCAUCGGCCUCGAGCUCGCCUGGGACAGCAAACCAGGGGAAGGUCACCUGGACGCCCUGUUGAGAGGUCUGGUUCUGGGGAAGUUGGGGAAGGCGGGACACAAACCCACAUUGGAGGAAGCCCGGCGGAGAUUCAAGGACCACGUGGAGGGAAAACAGAGUCUCCUUGCAGACCUCAGGAGCCCGGUGUAUUUAACAGUUUUGAAGCAUGGAGAUAGUGCAACAUUGGAGACGAUGUUAAAGCUUCACAAGCAAGCAGACAUGCAGGAGGAGAAGAAUCGUAUAGAGCGAGUGCUCGGCGCCAUAUCUGCCCCUGACCUCAUCCAGAAAGUCCUGACCUUUGCCCUCUCGGAAGAGGUUCGUCCUCAGGACACGGUUUCGGUAAUCGGAGGAGUAGCAGGAAGCAGUAAACACGGCCGUAAAGCCGCCUGGAAGUUUGUCAAGGACAACUGGGAGGAGCUUUACAACCGCUACCAGGGCGGCUUCCUCAUAUCACGACUCAUCAAGCUCACGGUUGAUGGAUUCGCUAUUGACAAAAUGGCUGCUGAAGUAAAGAGUUUCUUUGAGAGUCACCCGGCGCCGGCGGCCGAGCGCACGGUGCAGCAGUGCUGUGAGAACAUCCUCCUCAACGCCGCCUGGCUGAAACGUGACGCGGACGACAUCCAGCAGUAUCUACUGCAGCGCAAAGCUCCCCCCGUCUGAGCCGCUGCCCCCCCGCCGCCUCCUCCUCCAGCCCCCCUUACUCCCUCUCUCCCCCCCCCCCCUCCCUCCAGCGCGGACCUCCCAGCAUCAUAGCUGCCUCGGCCCCCCCUCAGUACAGACCAGAGCGGGCGACCAGAUGUACUUACAGCAGGCUUCAUUUCUCUAAAGAAACUGUGUAUGAAACAAGAAGACAAAGCCAAGAAUUUAAGAAAAGUGUUGGAAACACAAAGAGACUCUUUCUACGUUAACAAAGCAGAUCCAUUUUAGUCAGACCAGGAAUGUAGUUUUACCCCCAUUCUGCCCAACGAGCGGAGUCGCCACCAAUCCACCAAUCGGCAACGUUAGAGCGGCGCUCGGCGACGAAACGAUCACUGUAACCCUGCUAACGCUCUCUGCAUCACCUGCCCUGUAUGCACUCCUCCUCAUCCUCAUCCCAACUUCAUCCACCUCUGCGUCGUAGCUGAGAAAACUGUGAAUCCCCUUUCUCUUCCUCUCCUCUCUCUUCCUCUCCCUCCUUCCCUCCUUCCUGCCGUCACUCAUUUUGAAUGCAUGAAGUGUGAUUUCCUGCAUUUGCUGCUUCGUUAACUUCUGUUUGUUUUCUGUACAAACAAAAUGAUUUCCUCCUCCUCAUCCUCCUCUUCCUCAGUUUGUCUUCACCUCCUCCUCCCUCUCUUUCAGGCAUUGUGAUCGGGUGAAAGCAAAAGGCGCCGUGGGCAGAAUGGGGUUAAUAAACGGUAGUGUGUGUCGUAGAUUUUUCAGCAGCAGUGAUUCUCCAUUGCUAAUUAAAGAGUUAGAACGAGGCGAGCAGCGCUAGCAUGGUACUACAUCGUAAACUGUAUAAUGUAUAAUGCAAACUUUUUUUUUUUUCUUUUAAAAGAUUUAAAUGGAAAAGAAGUUUAAUGGUUAUCCGUUUCCACCACCACCAACCCCCUUAUAGAAAAAAUACAAACCAACCCCCUCGAGCUCUUAUCAGUCAGAAUUUGUAUAGUUUGAAUCAUCAACAAGCAUAUUUAUGAAGAAAAAGGACAAAAAAAAGAAAUGGUUUCUUUAUCCGCCACCACUGAACGAAAAAAAUGAAGAUUGGUGUGUUUUUAUAAAGACAUCAGAUGCAGCGAUUUAUUUAAAAAUGUGGAAAUAAUCUUAUAUUCUGCGGAGGAAAAAGAAGAAGAAGAAGAAGAAAAAGAAGAAGAAGAAAUUAAAAAAGAUCACAACACUAUUUUUUUGGGGGGGGCUUUUUCAUUCAGAAGUAACAACAUCAUCAUCAUCUUCAUCAUCAGGAAAAAAAACGCCUCUUCUCUUCAUUCAUUGUUUUUUUUUGGUUUUUUUAGGGGUUGAGAGUCCGGCGAGGGGAAACAGGACUUUUUAAAAAUGGACGUUGACUUCUGCCGUCGAACUCGGACGCCUUAAAA
Scomber scombrus (Atlantic mackerel) is the source of this 4238-nucleotide messenger RNA. It is a transcript of the gene npepps, whose product is annotated as aminopeptidase puromycin sensitive. Gene Ontology annotation, molecular function: peptide binding; metalloaminopeptidase activity; zinc ion binding. The record is from RefSeq and is a predicted model, not a curated record. Gene Ontology annotation, cellular component: cytoplasm. Gene Ontology annotation, biological process: peptide catabolic process; proteolysis. NCBI's taxonomy places the organism in Eukaryota, Metazoa, Chordata, Actinopteri, Scombriformes, Scombridae.